Messenger RNA from Pieris rapae (cabbage white), 696 nucleotides. RefSeq names its product sodium/calcium exchanger regulatory protein 1. The record is from RefSeq and is a predicted model, not a curated record. Gene Ontology annotation, biological process: fatty acid transport. Bases 176 to 592 code for a protein of 138 amino acids. The transcript has 5 exons. Gene Ontology annotation, cellular component: cytosol; nucleus. NCBI's taxonomy places the organism in Eukaryota, Metazoa, Arthropoda, Insecta, Lepidoptera, Pieridae. Gene Ontology annotation, molecular function: fatty acid binding.
AGGGCUACUGGCUAAUGUGCGAAUUACGAAAAUAGUUUUUAUUUCUAAUUAUUACAACAAAACAAGUAUCACAAACAUAAUUGUAUUAUUUUAAAUAUAAAAUCAGCUUUCUCGUGUCAGGAUUAAAUUGAAUAUUCACACAAAUUGAUUCAGAUACGUGUUGUACCAAGUUAAAAUGCCAUCCAUAGCAGGAAAAUAUCAGCACUACAAAAAUGAUAACAUUGAUGACUACUUCUCUGCUGUUGGUGUACCUUUUAUGGGCAGAAAAAUGAUGGGAUUGUCAUCACCACUUAUGGAGAUAACAGUUGACGGUGAUAAGAUGGCAAUUAAAACUUCAUCUUUGUUAAGAACAGUAGAUUACAAAUUCACCCUUGGAGAGGAAUAUGAAGAGGAAAUGCCCAGUAAAACUAUUAUUAAGAGUGUAACAAAAAUGCCAAAUGAGAGUGAGUUGAUAACUGAGUCUGUGAUACCAGAGACAGGAGAGAAAACUUCCAGGCAUUACCUAUUUACAGAUGAUGAGUGUGUCAUUACAUUAACUCAUGAAAAGGCAAAGACCCCUGCUAAAAGGUAUUUCAAAAGAGUAACUUCGUAAAGCUCUUGUAUAAAUUGUUUAAAAUAUUAAGAGAAUGUAGGUUUCUGAUUGAAUUGCUUAGUACUUAAGGUAUGAGAUUAUUUUAUACUGAUUUUAUUUUUUUA